Molecule: messenger RNA, 1770 nt
Organism: Mucor velutinosus
Lineage: Eukaryota; Fungi; Mucoromycota; Mucoromycetes; Mucorales; Mucoraceae
Product: 60S ribosomal protein L11
Exons: 1
Coding region: 1-1770 (589 amino acids)
Source: RefSeq, a predicted model, not a curated record
AUGUCAAACCCUGCUUCUUCCAAUGCCAUGACUACAUCAAGCACUGCUGCAUCUUCUUUUUCAAACAAAAGCUGUUACCGGUUAUAUGCUGGUCAUGGAAAUUGGAUCAAUCUCAAUGCAAAAACCACGCAAGAUUUACUAAAGAUUUUUGUCAAGGGGGAGCCAUGUCGCUAUCAGUUGGCAGCCGGUCUCUUUAUUGAUAUCAUACCCAACGAUGUCGACUGCAACAGCAAGAACAUUGAUAUGGUGGGCCUGAUGCGCGCAGAUUUGGUGUAUGAACCUCAGAUGAUGGAGAACCAUGUUCAACAACUUAUGUCACACUAUAUUCGUUCUCUGCUAGACGGACAAGGCAUCAUUGACGCAUUUCCUCCACUCAGACAAGGCGAAGACCUGCCCAUCGUUACAUCGCUUCCUACGCAUCGCCAUUUGAGCCUGGUGCCUUCCGUGGUUGGUACAGUCAGAAGAGGGCCCAAAUCAACUGCUAGUAGUGGUGCAGCUCAGCAAAGAAAAGUGGUAUCCUCCUCAUCCUCCUCUUCAGUCAGUAUGCCAGAUGACGAUCCUCUUGUCUUGUCUUCGUCAUCGUCUUCCUCAGCAACGCAUGAUCCCAUGUCCAAUAUCGGCAACACUAGCAGUAGAAAGACAGCCCUGAAUACCUCUGGUGCCGUUACUACAAGAAGAUCUCAACUCAAGCGCGGUCGACAAAACAGUGACAAUGUAGAUUCAAUUGAGCUCAUAUCUCAACACCAUCAUCCUAAACGGCACAUGAUGUCUUUGGAGCUACCCAAUCUCAACACAGGUGCUCUUGCUGCUACUGCUACUACCAACCACUCGGUAUUCAAUACAAACAAUGCAACAUCUCUCGGCGUGUCUUCGUUUAUGGAUCACACAACAAACCACGGUCAUGGUGGGUUGGUUGGUUUCCAUCAUCAGCAACAACAACAUGGCAACAGUUUCUGGCUACCUUCUUAUCAAAGCUCACCUAUGCCAACAAACAGCCGUUCCUCUGGUGGUGGCUUCAGUUUUGAAUUUGGCAUGGAUUUCGAUCACACACUGCAACAACCACAGCAUCAGCCCCACCAACAACAACACAAACAAUCGCCUACGGACGUUUUGCAUGAUUAUGACAUGUCUCAUCAAAUGAUGUCAAACGAGCAUGACCUGUAUUCAAACCAUAAUGCAACAGCAGCAGCAGCAGCAGCAGCAGCCUUUGCAGCAUCAGACAAUGUAGUUACACACAUGCAUCACCAUCAUCACCAUGUCGAUCAUUCUCAUUUAUUAAAUGACAAUCAACAACAACAUAUAAUGACUACUGCUUCUUCCAGUGAUACAACAAGUCUUGAAAGUUUUGUGCCUGCAUCUCCUAUCCCAACAAAUUGGCUUGAAUCAACACAACGUCAUCAGCAAUCUAGAGAGAGUGCCCAUUGGCAACACCAUUAUGCUCUCUCUGGUACUACUGCAACUGACCCUAAAACUACUGCAUUGACAACAGGAACAUCUUCGUUGGGCGCCGACGACCUCAAGAAACUUAAAUUCGAGUACAACACUACUGUAGAUAACGCUCAAGCCAUGAUGGAUACAGCUCCAAACACUACCGCCACGACUGACGCACCUCUGUCUGUAGUUGGUUUUGACAACGGUACUGGCAACAGCGACAACAGUAACCAUGGCAACGACGAUAGUAAAAAUCAUACAUUCCUCACACACGUAGACGCACCUUCCUCAUCUCCCUCUAGCUCUUCUUAUUCUUCACCCACAACUACAUCCCAAUAA